Messenger RNA from Notothenia coriiceps (black rockcod), 1335 nucleotides. RefSeq names its product MAM domain-containing protein 2-like. Gene Ontology annotation, cellular component: membrane. The annotation marks the transcript as partial. The record is from RefSeq and is a predicted model, not a curated record. NCBI's taxonomy places the organism in Eukaryota, Metazoa, Chordata, Actinopteri, Perciformes, Nototheniidae. The transcript is spliced from 8 exons.
AGCCGACCUUUGACCCCUCCAUCGCUAACUGUGACUUUGAGUCUGGUUUCUGCCGCUACUCCCAGGAGCAGAUGAUCGGGUCGUCGUGGAGGAGAGUGUCUGUGAAGCCCAACAUAUUUAGGAACGGAGACCACACCACAGGGGCAGGAUAUUUCCUGUUGGCUCACUCCUGGCUGAGCCCUCUCUCUGGUUACGUUAGUCGCCUGAUCGGUCCAACUCUGCCCGGGAACAUGAAGUACUGCCUGAGAUUCUACUUCUCCCUGAGGGGUUUCAACCAGACGGACCAGGCUCUGGCUGUGUAUCUGCAGCAGGGCAGCAGCCAGGAGAGGAUCUGGACUCAGGGCGAGAAGUCCAGAGGAAUCUGGAUCACAACGGACGUCACCUUCCAGACAUCAAAGCCUGCCAAGGUGGUGUUCGUCAGCACUUGCAAGAGCUUCUGGGACUGCGGCUCCGUGGCUUUGGACGACAUCAGCCUGAGCCUCGGAGACUGUGAGCUGACAGAAGGCUCUGCGUUGCCGACUCUGACCGGACACUGUGACUUUGAGGCGGGCCUGUGUGGCUACACUCAGGACAAGCAGAGUGACAGUGGAGACUGGGAGUUGAGACGAGGACCCACCCCUACCUCCUACACCGGGCCGAGAGCAGACCACAGCACGGGAUUCGGAUACUACCUGCACAUGGAGGCGUCGCCCAUGCUGUCGGGUCAGAGCGUGCGGCUGCUCUCUCGACCCCUGAGAGGCUCCAGGGGGCCUCAGUGUUUGAGCUUCUACUACCACAUGUACGGCUCAGGCACGGGUCAGCUCAGCGUUCACCUCCAUAAGGAUGGAGAGGAUGCGUUGCUGUGGAAACUGAGCGGAGAGCAGAGCGUUGCCUGGCUGAGGGCCACGGUGGAGUACAGGAGCAAUAUCCAGCAUCAGAUUGUGUUUGAAGCCACAAGGGGUUCAUCCGUAAGGAGUGACAUUGCCAUUGAUGACAUUACCUUAGAGAGCGGACCUUGCCCAGUAACGAAGAUAGAAGCCCCCGUGGGAAGCUCCAAUGAAAUCGAGUAGGAGGAAGAUCAGCUGCGUACGAUGCAUGAACCCACCCCGUGUUUUUUAUGUGCACAUUACAGACUCCUGACUCCUGCGUGUCAAUCAGAACAUUUAGUAGUGCGGGUAAAAGGAAACUUUUCAUGUAGUUCCGUUUUGUUGAAGCAUCACCAAUCAGGUGUAUAAUAGUCCGCAUUGCUCUCUGCACUGUAGCAACAGAGUAAGUUUAACUGUGUUUUUUUUACAUGUAUAUGCAUUAGAUUAAUGCUCAAUGCCAAAUAAAGCGAGAAGGUUAAAAAAAAAAAAC